Molecule: messenger RNA, 4280 nt
Organism: Drosophila subpulchrella
Lineage: Eukaryota; Metazoa; Arthropoda; Insecta; Diptera; Drosophilidae
Exons: 6
Coding region: 136-4200 (1354 amino acids)
Molecular function (GO): protein binding
Source: RefSeq, a predicted model, not a curated record
UGGUGGUGAGUGUGUCUCGCGCUUGCCUCACCUGGAAAUUUCAGUCACUCGCACACGGCUAAGGAACGCACGCCGUUUGAAAAGAUCUAUUCAUAUACAUACAUAUAUACUGCUGAUCCCUAAGCCGAUCCUCCGAUGAAAACCCGCCAGCUGCCGGCGACCAUGACGACGGCCUCGUUCCGGGCCAAGCAGCGGGAUGCGGGCGGGAGGCUGGGCGGGAUCGGAAUGCCCUGCGAGCGGGAGCGGAAGCACGAGGCCGCCAAGCGGGAGCUGGAGGAGCAGCAGAAGCGGGAGCGUGCCUUGGCGGCGGUGGCAGCGGCGGCGCAACGGGUGCGCCUGCACAAUCGAAGGAUGGGAGCCAUCGAGGCGAAUCUCGCGAAGAACAGGAGGAUGCCGCUCGCCAAGGGGAUCACCAGGAAUGCGGGACUGGGAGGAGGACCAAAAGUCACUGCAGGAAUCAGAACAGUCGGAAUUUACACGGGAAGACUGGUACAAAAAGCAGCUCCUGCAAAUCAAGUUCAGAAGAGGGAACCGGAUGAGUACGAUAUCAAGGCCGAUCGCCUGAGACAACAGCUGGAGGAGCUGGCCGGCUUGUCGGAACCGGAGUUCGAGGUGAAGUUCCGCCAGUGGCUGGACCAGGAGGGGAUUGCCCGGGAAAUGCACUCGCACCUUCGCGUGGAACUCAUUCACUGCUUCAAUAACACGGCUCUGGGUCAGCUCUUGAGCAAGGCCGCCGGAGUGCAGAUGGCCCACUCGCACUCGCUGCUCCUCUCGCCGCUGGCGGUGACCCUGCACACCCUGGUGGCGGAGUUCCUGCACUCCCAGAACUGCCACUUCAGCCUGUCGGUCUUCUGCAGCGAGACGCCGCAUCGCAACCGACUGCCCGACUUCCGCAGGCGUCCGGAGUUCCGGUUCCGCGAGGAGGAACUGCAGCAGGUGCUGACCGCCGUGCUGGGCGGCGAGGAGACGCCACCGGACGCGGAACUAACCCAGAUAGCCUGGGCCCACUACGAGGAGGACCUGGCUGGCCAGACGCAGUGCCUGCUGAUGGCCCUCAUGCGAUCCCUGGUGGAGAUCAGGAGACCUGUCCAGCAGGAAAAGGAAAAGGAGAAGGAGAAGGAGAAAGAGGAGGAGCAGCAGCCCGUACCCGUUUCCAUGCAGGAUUCCGGCUGUCAAACGGAGCCUUCCGCCUGCCUGGAAGUCCGUCCCGGUGUGGACACCUCCAAACUCUACCAGGCGGAGGAGAACGAGCUGAUCCUGGGCGCCGACGGACGCAGUGUCUUCGUGGGCGGCCGCGUCUCUCAGUCGCUGCACACCGUGGAGCAGAAGAUGAAUCAGCUGAUGAAGAACCUCCGGCAGGUGGCGAAGACCUGUGCUCCGCCCAUCGAGGUGAUGCCCACCACCAGGUUGGAGGAUCUGCUGCGGCGGGAGCUGCGCGAAAGGGAGCGCCUCCUAAAGACCGGCAUUGGCUUCGAUCCCGCCAAGACAGCUAUUAAGCUGGCGAAGCCCGUGGAGAGGGAGAACACGGUGGCCUGUGCAGGGAACCCGAACGAUGAGGUGGUCGAGUCCGAGGUGGGACCCAUUCGCCUGCCCGUCCUGGAGGUGGCCCUGCCCCGACUGCCCUACCUCCAGGAGGAGCAGUUGGCCAGCCUGGCCGUGAUCCGACAGUCCGUGGAGAAGGCCCAUAGGAAAUCCAUCCAGCCGCAGGGCAGAAUGUAUGUGUCCAUGGAGCGCAUUGAGACCCUCAUGGGCGACGUUUGCCUCUGCGUCCAGCUGCUGGGCAACCUGCUGAACCUCUGCAUGGAGCAGGAGCAUGCCGUGGGCAUGCACAAGGGCUUCAAGGCGGGCUAUCGCGAGGGUUUCGGCCACGGGCACUACAUGGGUCGCCAGGAGGGUCAGAAGCAGGAGCAGUUCGACCAGCGGAAGAGGGACAAGGAGAGGCCACCGCCGCCCGAGUUGCGGGAAAGCGCCGUCCAAGUGGAGGCCAAGCCACCGGCCGUCGCCAGUAGGGGCACCCAAACCUCGAGAAGAUCGACGCACCAUGGGAAUGCCCACACCCAGACGAGCAGGAGGCACCUCAGGGACGCCUCCAAUCAGGCCAAUCUGCCGCCGGAGUCGUCGCAUAAGUCCUACGAACAGUGGAUCAACGAGAUGCUGCACACCUCCAAUGGCCAGCUGUUCCUCGAACGGGUCGAACUCUCCCUUGUCAAGGCUCUGGAGCUGCAGAAGGCGCGGCUGGACGAGCUCUUCCAGGUGAAGCUGCGCCAUCAGGCCGAGAUGCUCCGGCUGAGCAGGCGGCAGAACUCCUGGCGGACGCUGUGCAAACGAGUGGAGGAGGAUUCGCAAUCGUCGACGGAGGCACGGGAACUGGUGCAGAAGAUCUUCCGGCUGCUGGAGCACUACGAGACGCACCACCAGCAGCUGACGGAGAAGAUCCAGGAGACGGAACUGGCGGCGGAGCAGGCGGCUCGCUUCCUGCCCCUGUGGACGGACGGAGAUGGCGAUGGUGAUGACGCUUCCAGGAACUGGAACUCCGCGGCGUCGACCACGACCACUUCGCCCACCAAUGGAGAACCCGACUCGGCUCCUCCGCCUAAGAAAGUUGGCUUUCAAUUCCUUGCACUUGGUCCUCCAGGUGGAAUACCAGUUGCAGGCGCUGUUGUGUCAGUGAGUCGUCGCCUCUCCGUCCAUUUUGCAGCGGAUCCUGUCCAGCCUCCGGCGCCGAUCAUCAAGUCAAAAGCGCCGGUACCACCUGUUAACAUUCCCGCAGGAUCUGGCAGUGAUCUCCCAAAACCCAGCGAUACCAAAACUUCUAGUUCCCGAAAAAAUUCAGCUGAAAACAUUCCCAAAGAUCCUGCUGAUCCGAGAGGUGGUGCCUCUGCUCCUCCACCAGUGCCUGCUCCUCGGGAUCGCCCAACGCCUGUGGUCCCUGCUGUGCCCUCCACUGCAUCCAUCUCACCUCCAACUAAGCCAUCUACCGGAUUACCAGCAGAACCUCCUGCUCCUUCUGCUCCUCCGAAGCCUUCAAUGCACUCCGUGGCCACCAAUACGAUGGCUCCUGUGCCACUGAAAUUGGCACCACUCAAGCCAUCUUCUAGAAAAUCACCAAAAGGUCCAAGCUUCGAGGAGGCUCUGCAAAGUGCCAAAAAGCGCAUGCUGCAGCUGGAACAGGAGAGCGACCUGCUGGAACACAGUUUCCUCACCUACCUGGACAAGGCAAAGGCCAAGACAUCUGGCCACAAGUCCAAGGAGGAGCCCCCGAAAACCCGAAGGAUUCGCUCCAGUUGCCUGCGCGAACGGGAGCAGAUGAGCCGCACCCUGGACGGCUUUCGGGAUUGGCAUCGGCGGGUGCGCAAGGAGGAUGUAGCCAGUCUGGCCCAGCUGGAGGAGCUGCAGCAGCAGCGUGUUAUACCCGGUGCCAUGUUGGACUCCAAGGUCUCCUCGCCGCUGUGGCUGUCUGAACUGGAGGAGGGUCACGAGCAGGACAGCUAUCCCUUCACGAACGCCAUCUCCGAGGCGAGGAACAAGCUGCUGGGCAGGAUUAUGCCGGAGGCGGGGGAUUGGCUGGCGGGUCUGCCAUCGAAGCUGCCGGAUGCCCCGAGUCCCGUCAAGCCGCCGGAACUCACUGCCGAUCUCACGGGCAGCAGCAGCAAUGGUGAGAUAACCCUGCUCCUCCAGCGGGCCAAGGAAGCCCUGGGCCUGCAGACGCCACAUCCGCUCCUGGACAGCAGUAGCAGCAGCAGCAGCAGUGGCAGUUCCAACCUGGGAUUGCCCUCCUUGGGGGCCGGCAAGUCACCGAAUACGAAGCUCCAGCAGUCCAUGGCCAAGAUGCAGCUGCUCUUUGGCGGAGUGGAUCCGAUUAAACCAGCCGCUAACUCAAUCCCAACCAGACGAGCGGACCGACCUGUGAGUGCACCCAUCGCAGGAUCGGGAACGGGGUUGGUGGAGAGCCUGGUGCUUCCACAACGCCCUCACACGGCGCCCACUCUUCACACAAUCAGCGAACAGGUGGAACCACCCAUUCUCCAGCUGGAUGUCUCCACGUCCAGCUCCUCGCAGAGCAGCCUGCCCGGCAGAACGGCGGGCGAAGCUUUCGAGGAUCUGGUCGCCAGCGCAGUGGUUGGUGGCCAGCGCCUGAACGCGGAAUCCAGCCAGGAAGUCUCCUACAGCCAGGCCUUCUGGAAACGCAUGAAUCUGUGAGAUAUACCAGGAAAGAAUCUAAAAGAUAUGUUGAAAAAGUACACUUGUAUAUAUAGUUAGUGCAUUGAAAUAUAGAAUAU